AUGGUGAAUGACACUACGGGAGAAUUUUUCGUGAAAUCAUGGUCUGAAGUAAAAGUUAAGGAUGUUGAACCUUUGAAAAGGUGCGUAUUGCUGGGGAAACCUACCCAAUCAGCUCCUCCAAUGGUUGUGAUCCCUUGUGCCUCUUCUGAAAAUUGGUCCAUUGAAAGGAUAUCCCAAACAUUUUCUUCACUAAAAUAUUCCACGUCCAAUUCUUCUUCUUCCGAAGAUAAUGAUAGUAUCUUGUUGAGGAAUAUUAAAAGGUUUGAUCUAUGCUAG
Acaulospora morrowiae is the source of this 276-nucleotide messenger RNA. NCBI's taxonomy places the organism in Eukaryota, Fungi, Glomeromycota, Glomeromycetes, Diversisporales, Acaulosporaceae. The record is from the annotation of a GenBank genome assembly.